Molecule: messenger RNA, 739 nt
Organism: Phalaenopsis equestris
Lineage: Eukaryota; Viridiplantae; Streptophyta; Magnoliopsida; Asparagales; Orchidaceae
Exons: 5
Coding region: 221-637 (138 amino acids)
Source: RefSeq, a predicted model, not a curated record
UAGAUUUGGCGCAGGAGCAGAGGAGAGAGAAUGAGAAGGGGAAGAGAGAGAAGGAAAAGGAUGUGAGGGAGAGAGAGAGAGGGUGACGAAGGCUUUAAAUAAGGGCUCAUGGCCCGUGAUAGAAGAGGCAAAGCAGUAGUAGUGUCUACUUCUAACGCAUCUUGUAUUUCUCCUUCUUCCUUCGUUGACAGAGAGAGAGAGAGAGAGAAACAGAGAGGCUAUGGAGGGGAAGAAAUCAUUUGUUGAUGAUCUGUUCCCGAGAAGAGAAGCAGCGAAGUCUGAUAUACUCAGCUCCAUAUUCCCGCCACCAACAACUGGAGGUGGAAAGGAUUCUUCUCAUUCAGAUUUCAAUGGGACUUGGAGAAAACAGGGAGAAGGAAAUAGCCGUGGAAGCCCAAGCAAAAACCAGAGCUCGGGCAAGAAGUACAGCAACCCAGUCUAUCUUUAUGAACUACAAGAACCCUGUCUUAUGAGCUCCUCUGUGUAUUACGGUGGACGGGAUGACUUCAUUCCAGAAUCUUCCACCUCCAAUAAUUCCUCAACCUAUUUUAAUUGCAAAGCGGAUAAGGAGGAUGAUUCAGCCGAUACAGAUGUCGCGACGAGAGGGGAUUGGUGGCAAGGUUCGUUUUACUACUGAAGAUAUUUUCAGCGUCUGUGUUACAAUAGUUUAAUCCAUAACAGGUAUUUUUUAUAUGCAUUUACCCAUUCAAAUCUAUGAAUAAGAUUUCAGUAUAAAGCC